CCUUGGUAUAUAGAAUCAUACGCAGUAGAAGCACAUGGCUGUCUCUAUAGGAAAGAUAUUUUACAGUUUCCCAUCUGAUACUGGUCCAGUGAUGAAAGAGUUAAAAGUAAUGGAUAUGAUGAAAGUCUCCUGCUGUGUGACCUCUGCUGAUCCCCUCCAGAUGUGACCCAAGAGCAGAACAGCCCCGACUACCCCUGGAAUGUCAGACAAGGAAGGGGUUAAUGGCAGCUCCCAGAUGUGAUGGGCAGGAAGGACCCGGCUGCUGCGAUCGACUUCUCUACUUCUCCUUCUUAACUUCCUCCUCUCAGUCACUUCCUUCUGCUCUGCAGAGUAUUACACCCUGAGCCUCCAGCCUGGAACGCCCUGGACUCCUCUUACCAGCAUCUCUGCAGCUGGGCACAGUGCAGCACCUGGAGGCACCACAAGAUAGAUCCUGAGACCACAAGACAGGUCCUGAGUCCACAAGACGGGUCCUGAGACCAGAAGAAGGGUCCUGAGACCAGAAGAAGGUUCCUGAGUCCACAAGACGGGUCCUGAGACCAGAAGAUAAGUCCCAACACAUGAGAAGGGGUCCUGAGACCACAGGACGGCUCCUGAGAAAACAAGAUAAGUCCCAACACAAGAGAAGGGGUCCUCAGUCCACAAGACGGGUCCUGAGUCCACAAGACGGGUCCUGAGUCGACAAGACGGGUCCUGAGACAAGAAAACGGGUCCUGAAACCAGAAGACGGGUCCUGAGUCCAUAAGACAGGUCCUGAGACCAGAAGAUAAGUCCCAAGACAAGGGAAGGGGUUCUGAGACCACAAGACUGAUCCUGAAUCCAAAAGACCGGUCCAGAGACCAGAAGACGAGUCCUGAGAUCACAAGACAGGGCCUGAGACCAGAAGACGGGUCCCAAGACAAGAGAAGGGGUCCUGUGACACCAAAAGACGGGUCCUGAGACCACAAGACGGAUCCUGAGACCAGAAGACGGGUCCCAAGACAAGAGAAGGGGUCCUGAGGCCAAAGGACGGGUCCUGAGUCCAGAAGACAGGUUCUGAGUCCAGAAAUAGGGUCAUAUGACCAGAAAGCGGGUCCUGAGACCAAAAAACGGGUCCUAAGACUAGAAGACAAGUCCUGACACCAGAAGACAGGUCCUGAGACCAGAGAUAGGUCCUGAGACCAGAAAACAGAUCUUCAGACUGAAGAACAGGUCCUGAGACUACAGAACAUGUACUGACACAAGGGAACAGGUCUGGAGACCAGAGGACAGGUCCUUACACCACGGAACAUCUCCUGCUACCAAAGGACAUCUCCUUAUAACACGAAUACCUCCUGCUACCAGGGAAUAUUUUAUACCACCAGGAAAUACCUCCUGCCACAAGAAAAUACCUCCUGCCACCAGGGACAUCUAUCAUAAGAAAAUACCUCCUGACACCAGGAACAUCUCCUGUAAGCCUUAGAUUACUUUUUUAACACCAUCAUCUGCAACAAGAGUUCGAGAUCCAAAAGAGUUCGAGAUCCAAAAGACUCUCCGUUCUCUCACCUUUCUCCCUCCUUCUCCCCAAAUCCACCUCUUUCCAUUAGGGACCAUCUCCUAGAGCCAGAAACAGUCCUGUCUCCUUAAGAAAGUCGGCAUCUCCUGAUACUCAGACUCUUUAGUCAACAGAACGAAGGGUAUCCUGCCUAUAGAAGAGAAUCUAACAACCAAGGAUCUAUCGUCGGCGGUCCAAGCAGUCCCUCUGGUCCAUAUCUUAGGGACAUCUCAAGCCACCUAGAAGAUCUCAGGGCCUGCACAGAGAUAUGAGAGGUUGUUAAACAGAGAGAACAACAUCAUCCAGGAUGCAGACCAUUAAGUGUGUUGUGGUUGGAGAUGGAGCCGUUGGGAAGACCUGCCUCCUCAUUUGCUAUACAACCAACGCCUUCCCCAAAGAGUACAUCCCCACCGUCUUUGACAAUUACAGCGCCCAAUCUACAGUGGAUGGAAGAACCAUCUGCCUAAAUCUGUGGGACACGGCAGGACAAGAAGAGUAUGACCGUCUAAGGACACUCUCCUACCCUCAGACGAACGUCUUCAUCAUUUGCUUCUCCAUCGCCAGCCCCCCAUCCUAUGAGAAUGUCAAGCAUAAGUGGUACCCGGAGGUGGGCCACCACUGUCCCAGUGUGCCAAUUCUUCUGGUAGGAACUAAGAAAGAUCUCAGGAACAACCAAGAUGUCAUCAAGAAGAUGAAGGAGCAGAACCAGGCGCCGAUCACCUACCAACAAGGGGUCAGCCUGUCCAAGCACAUCCACGCUGUGAAGUACAUGGAGUGCUCCGCCUUGAACCACGACGGCAUCAAGGAAGUCUUCAUGGAGGCGGUGAGAGCCGUCUUCAACCCAAACCCGGUCAAGAAGAAGAGCCCAUGUUUCAUACUGUGAUGUCAUCAUCCUGACCUCAUGGAGACCCUCACGUUUCCAGAGACUGAGGAGAAGCUUGGCAGAUGUCUUGCUUUGUUGGGUAGAAACCCUCACAAAGUUGGACCCAGCACUGUGAGCCUUAAAGCACCUCUGUAGUUGGAGAUACCAUGACAACCUCUGAUGGUGCAGAAGAACAUUGUUGUGUUUUUGAAACUUUUCCCCAUCUGUUGACUUAAAGGGAUACUCCGCCCCUAGACAUCUUAUCCCCUAUCCAAAGGUCGCCAGCACUGGGGACCCCCACGAUCUUCCUGCUGCACCCGGCAUUCCUUUCCAGCAGUGGGUGCAGCGCUGGAGGCUCGUGAUGUCACGGCCAUGCCCUCUCAAUGCAAGCCACGCCCCCUCCCAUAGACUUGCAUUGAGGGGGCGUGGCUGUGACAUAAUGAGCCUCCGCCCCGCAUCCCCAAUCAUCUGGCAUGUGGAGCGAAGUUGGCUUCGUGCACUGAAUGUCUGGGGUGCCACAGCCGAGAUCGCGGGGGGUCCCCAGUGGCAGGACCCCCGCAAUCAGACAUCUUAUCCACUAUCCUUUGGAUAGGGGAUAAGAUGUCUAGGGGCGGAGUAUCCCUUUAAGCUUCUUGAGUGUCUACUUGCUUAUUCAAAGUAUCAAUUGUGAUUAUGACAAUUGUGAUUGUCUUAUAAAGACAGAGCGCCAUGUCCUAGGACCAGUGACUGUGAGCAUCAUGUCCAUUGACCAGUGUCUGAGAGGUUCCAGUCCUAGGACCAGGGACUGAGAGCAUCUCGAGCUAGAACGAGUAACUCAGAGUAUCCCAUGUUGUCCCGGUGACUAAGAACUGAGAAUGUCCUGUCCUAGGACCAGUGAAGAAGAGUAUCAAGUGUUGUCCUGGUGUUAAGCACUGAGAAUGACCUGUCUUAGGACCAGUGAGAUCUUCCCAUACUGGAACCAGUGACUAAGCAAAACUGUAGGUGGAAGUGUAGGUCAAGGUCCACCGCUGGGCCCAUAGUCUUCAUGCUGGACCCUCAAGAACUACACAGUCCGUCCCUAUCAGUAUCCAUUUGCAGAUAAAUUCCUAGUGGUCACCAGGCUGGAGUAGACGAUGGAUCGUGAUGGACCUGAUGAUACGUUCUACCUGUUAUAAUGGUCAGCUGUAGGUUGUGGUGGUCAGCUGUAGGUUGUGGUGGUCAGCUGUAGGUGGUGGUCAGCUGUAUGGACACAUCAUGGCCUCCACACUUUUGCAAUAAUUCCCAUCUCCAGCCUCAGUCACCAUAAUAGCUCCAACAAUGGUUAUCACCAAGCUUUUCCAGACUCUGAUGCAAUAUUUCUGACUGUGGUCUCCAAAGUGUGGCCAUCCAACCGUUGCAAGACUAUUACUCCCAGUAUGCCCGAACAGCCGUUGGCUGUUCGGGCAUACUGGGAGAAGUAGUUUUGCAUCAUCUGCUGACCACUGGAGACCGAUGGUAUGGAGGCUCAGGAGUCUGGGAGAUCUUUAAUGGAUGGCAUGUCUGGGAGACCUUUAGGUUCCCAUUUCCCCCUAGGACCCAUGUCGUUCCACCCCCCCUCCCCCCCCACACACAUGUUGCUGGUAUCUGAGGGUCCUCCUGUCGAUUGGUGUGGAUCAAUGUAUGGCUCAAUAUAUUAUAGCAUUUACUUCUCAGCUGAAUUUUCUAUUAUUUUCUGCUUUAACCGAAUAAAGGUAUAU
This is a messenger RNA of Hyla sarda, 4090 nucleotides long. RefSeq names its product ras homolog family member G (gene RHOG). Gene Ontology annotation, biological process: cortical cytoskeleton organization; actin filament organization; regulation of cell shape. Gene Ontology annotation, cellular component: plasma membrane; cell projection; cytoplasmic vesicle. The transcript is spliced from 2 exons. Gene Ontology annotation, molecular function: protein kinase binding; GTPase activity; GTP binding. The coding region runs from base 1821 to 2396 and encodes 191 amino acids. NCBI's taxonomy places the organism in Eukaryota, Metazoa, Chordata, Amphibia, Anura, Hylidae. The record is from RefSeq and is a predicted model, not a curated record.